This is a messenger RNA of Drosophila persimilis, 2923 nucleotides long. Its product is annotated as protein abrupt. Gene Ontology annotation, molecular function: protein binding. Lineage: Eukaryota; Metazoa; Arthropoda; Insecta; Diptera; Drosophilidae. Gene Ontology annotation, biological process: regulation of transcription by RNA polymerase II. Gene Ontology annotation, cellular component: nucleus. The transcript is spliced from 3 exons. The record is from RefSeq and is a predicted model, not a curated record. Bases 450 to 2714 code for a protein of 754 amino acids.
AAAUCAAUGCGGCUGUGGACGCCGACGGUCGUGUGCGCGUGAACGAAUAUUAAAACAGGAAAAGCAAUCAAACAAAAGAACAAACAAUUUAUUGAACAGCAGCAGCAGAGUGCGUGAGAGUGUAAGGUGGCGAGAGCGAAUAGGCGCAAGUUUGCAUAUUUUGUGUUUAUGUUCUACCUGACAUUCGGCAGCUUUUGCUGUGAAUUGUGAAUGUAGCCACAAAGUGAACGAGCCGAGAAAUCACGGCCCAAAGCGAAUAAACAAGAAUCGUAAAAAGAACGGCCAUAAAACGCAGGUCUCGCUCCGAGCUCCGAGUCUGUAAAUUAAUCCAAAUCAAAAAGUUGCGUUGUGGCCAAGGAAUUAGCCACUGCUGGACAGUCAGCAGCCCCCAACCAAACCGACAAUCCCCCAAACGAGAGCCCUCCAAAAGCUGGCUGAACGGCAGCGCCAUGGAUGAUGAGUUCAAGCUCUGCUGGAAAAACUUCCAGGAAAACAUUGCCAGCGGAUUUCAGAACCUAUACGACCGCGGUGAUCUCGUGGACGUGACCUUGGCCUGCGACGGCAAACUGCUGCAGGCCCACAAGAUAGUCCUGGCCAUAUGCAGCCCCUACUUCCAGGAGAUCUUCACCAGCAAUCCCUGUCGGCAUCCCAUAAUCAUUCUCAAAGAUGUGAGCUUCAACAUUAUGCUGGAACUCUUGGAGUUCAUGUACCAGGGCGUGGUGAACGUGAAGCACACGGAGCUGCAGUCGUUCAUGAAGAUCGGACAGCUGCUGCAGAUCAAGGGCCUGGCCACCAACUCCAACUCCUCGCCGGCGUCCAGUGCAUCGGAGAAGUCUGCUAGUCAACCGCCCAACCAUGGCCAGGCGGAGGAGUCGUCCCCCAGCAAUGCCCACAAUAACAGCCACAGCAAUAGCCAUCACAACUCCAGCAACAGCGCCAACAGCACCGCCAACAACAACAGCAACAACAUCACGAAUAACAGCAGCAGCAGCAGUACCUCCAACAGCAAAUCGGAUGCGGAUCACUGUGAAGCCAAGGGUCAGAGCACGCAAAGUAACUCGCGGACCACUUCGCCAGGCGGUGCCAGCAGAGCCUCCAGCGAAGCCAGCCACCUGUAUGCCCUGAAUAAGCGACCAGCGCCUUCCGACUUCAGCAACGACUCCCUGUCAAUCUACUCGGGAAAGCAGCAGCGGCGUUCCAUGAAGGAGCACACCGGUGGGCAGCACGAGGGCAGCAGCGACACUGCGGAUAACGGCGCCAUGCUGGAGAACCCCCUGAACACGGAGGAGUUCUUCCUGCCCCCCAUUCCGCACAUUUCGCUGGGCGAACCGCGAUACGAUCUGGGUGGGCUCAAGCGGGAACAGGAUGGCCAUCAUGGACCGGGUGGAGGAGGAAGUUCAGGCAGCGUUGGCAGUCUCAGCUCCUCGGCCUCCUCCUCGACGGCAGUCAACACGCUCCGCAAUCCCUUUGGGCCGGCCUUUAAUCUGGACUACAACUUCUACAAGCCGAGCGGCAACAAUAGCGGCGGGCCGAGCGGUAGCUCCAAUAAUUCGGGACCAGGGUCGGGAGGCAUCAGCAACAAUGGAUCCUCUGGCCUCGGCCUCGGCCCCGGCUCCGGCCCCGAAUACCCGAAUGAGCUCUACAUGCCCAACGAUUACUCCAAGAACUUUGCCAAUCAUAUGGACAUACCGUCAAAUGGCAGCAACAUGGUGAUGCUAUCCACCACCUCGCUGCUCCAUGGCAACUGCGUGUUCAAUCGCAACAACACGGUGGCCACGCAGCAGGGCAUGAAGACCUACUGGCUGUGCAAGUCCUACCGGAUUAGCAUGUGCCGGGCCCGCUGCAUCACCCACCUGGGCAGAAUAAUCUCCGCCACGGGCGUCCACAACCACACGCCCCAUAUGCGCGGCAGCCAAGGGACGGCGGCUGCAGCAGCAUCCGCAGCUUCGGGUAGUAGUGGCAACCCCCCAGUGACGAUCUCGCUGGCAUCCCUCCCCAAUCAUAAUCAGCCCGGCGGCUACUCCAUUGCGGAUGGGAGUCACAUUGGAGCGGAUCUGAAUCACGGCGGCGGCCCCACCAGUAGUCGGUUGGGUGCAGCCAGCAACAUGUUUGCCAACCAGACGUCACCUCCGGCAGCAGCCUCACAUCAUCACCAUCACCUGGGCCAGCCGCUGCCCAACCUCCUGGUGCAGCAUCAUCCGACAGCGCCGCAUAUGGAGCAACACGGCGGCAUGGGGACUGGAGCGCCACCCUCGAAUGUUAUGCACAAUCCCAACCUGAUGCAUUUGCCCAUGCAGCCGCACGCCCAUCACCACCACCAACAGCAACAGCAGCAGCAGCAACAGCAACAACAGCACUCUCCCCACGCCCACCAUGCGACAGGAGCGCCGCCACCGCCUGCGUCCCAGCACCAUCUAGAGCUGGGAGGGGGCCAGGGCGUGCUUCUCUCACCCGCUCAUAUGCAGCAAAGUCCGCAGUCGAAUCGAAGCAGCCACUCCAUGCAUGCCCAGGAGUCGCCGCUGGGCAUCAAGAGUCCGCCCCCACCACCCGGAGAGGAGCAACAGCAGCAACAACAACAGCAGCAGCAGCGAGUGGACAUCAGUUCGAGUGCCGAUGGGUCGGCAGAAAGUGCUGCCGCGGGGACGGCGCAUGUCAUCAACUCCAUUACGAUAUCCCCCAGCAGCAGGCACAGCUUCAAGAUGGAGAACAUUUAAGGUUGCAGGCUCCGCUCCUGGCGCACCGCUCUAGAGGAGCUCUAGGCUUUAAGGAGGAGUAAUUUAUUGCGGCUGGAGCCGCGUAGCUAGUGUCUGUAGUAGAAAUUGAAUGCGACAACAAAUUGAAUAUGAUUCGAGUCGCACGUGUACAUACUGACGUGUAUAUCUGUUUGAUAAACUAAUGCAAAAUGAUAAACUAAUACCACUCA